AUGAUACAAAAGGCAAUUUUAAGCGAAUUACAUAUAAAAUUAUCUUCAUGGUUGAUUUUUGAAGAUCAAGUAAGCUUUUUAUCAACUUUGAACAUAACCCAAUUGUGUGUAUUAUCAGAUUACCAAAACAAUAACAAAGAGGAUGAUGCUCUCCAAUUUAUAGACUUAUUAAGAAAAAGCCAAGAAAUAGAACAUGAUAUAUUUAAGACUCCAAUUUCCUCAAGAAUAAAUAGAGAUGAAUCGCCUCCAACGCCUCAUUCAGUAAUUAAGGUGAAAGCCAAUUGCUCGAUCGAUACUUCAUGUGCAGAUUUCAAACAUAUAGUCGACAACGGCAAUAUUUAUAUCGACAAAACUUUGUUUAUAAAAGCAAUUUUAGAAGAUUCUACCUAUAAAAUUGCUAUUCUUAGACCAAGAAGUUGGGGCAAAUCACUGAACAUGAGUAUGCUUCAAGCAUUUCUAAAUCCUCAGAGAGGCGAGUCUGAAGAAUUCGCAAACUUAUACUUAUUUACUGGUGGGGAAAGUAAAAAAAUUAUGAAAAUAGAUGAUGGUAAGUAUAGAAAAUUUGCAGGAAAAAUUCCUACUAUUUUAUUUCAAGUUCCCGAGAUUUAUCCUUCAAAUGCUGAAAUGUAUGAAGCAAUCAAGCUUACAAUAGCAGUGAUAUUAUGAGAGCAUAUUUCUUCAUAUCGUCAAUAUUUAGAACAAAAAAUAAGUGACUCUUCAAUAAGAGUAGACUUUAAGGGUGCAACAAUCAAAUUUUUUUUGGAAAAAAUAAUUGAUCAAAAUCAAAUAGUAUUACCUAAGGAAAUAAGGUUAUAUAGACUUUAUCUAUCAGAUUUUUCUCAAAUAAAUAUAUGCAUAGCAUUGAAUAUCCUGGCCAGAAUGCUGUAUAUGAUUCAUAAUGAACCGGUCAUUUUUAUUAUAGAUGACUACGAUAGUAAUUAUAAACGGACAGCGGCAAAUAGAGAGUUUGAACAGAAACUAGAGAGCUUUUAA
Molecule: messenger RNA, 993 nt
Organism: Blepharisma stoltei
Lineage: Eukaryota; Ciliophora; Heterotrichea; Heterotrichida; Blepharismidae
Source: the annotation of a GenBank genome assembly